AUGAUACUGGAUAGUCAGUUGAAUACUAUUGCAUUGACCUUUGGGUUUGCCUCCAUUAUUUUGAUCUUGGUGUAUCAUGCUAUUUCCACCAAUAUCAACAAUCUUCAACACAAGAAAAAGGUACAAUAA
Messenger RNA from Lodderomyces orthopsilosis Co 90-125, 129 nucleotides. RefSeq lists its product as uncharacterized. The record is from RefSeq and is a predicted model, not a curated record. NCBI's taxonomy places the organism in Eukaryota, Fungi, Ascomycota, Pichiomycetes, Serinales, Debaryomycetaceae. The transcript has a single exon. The coding region runs from base 1 to 129 and encodes 42 amino acids.